Molecule: messenger RNA, 1481 nt
Organism: Paramuricea clavata
Lineage: Eukaryota; Metazoa; Cnidaria; Anthozoa; Malacalcyonacea; Plexauridae
Source: the annotation of a GenBank genome assembly
GCCCGUGCAUUUUUUAAAAUGGCGGAUUGCAAUGAGCGACUUUUUCAAAAUGUACAAGUUUGAGUCCGUAUUUAAUUGUGUUUACUGAGUUGUACGAAAGAGAAAUGAUUUAGUAUAGUAGCAUUGUAUAAAAGAAAUACCAAAAUGGCCGAAAAGAAGCCGGAUGUAAAAAAAUUAGCCCAAACAAUGCAGGGUAAGUGAAUGAAAUUUCUGACAGUUCACGUUUUGUUUUAAGAAUGUGGAGGAUGCGGGAAUGGAUUUACUGGGGGGGGGGGGGAUUCGCACACCCCCUCCCUAGCCCUGGCCAGAGGGGUGCAGGGGGAUGAAAUUGCAGUAGUCAAGCAACUGAAGCAAGUUGAUGGAUGGGCGGCACACAUGACCAAUACAACUCUGCACCAGAGCUGGCAGAGCAUUCCCUCCCCCCUACCACUGUGGCCUUCAACAUUUAUACAAGUAUGGCCUACUUUUUGUGGAAAUUUGAUUUAAUUGUGCCCCACUUUAUUAUUUUACUCCGUCUAAUGCAAGAUGGUUUUACUCAUCAAGGGCAAAGCAUUGGCAUGGCUAAGAGUCAGGGUUAUAUAAACAUCUUAUAAUCUGUGAUAAUAAUAUAACAUUUUUACUUUGUUGUUGCAGGGUUGGCAAGUAAAAGAGGAAGUUCAUUGCCAAGGUUUUGUAUUCUCUUGAUUGCCAAUAUGACAUAUAAAAGAGGCAGAUGACAUAUCUGGACAUGUGGAUGCUGUAAAGUCUGUAAUGAAAACAAACGCUUUGUUUACAUUCUGAACUCAGUGCUAAAUAUGAUUAGAUAUAUAUUAUGCUAACUUUUUAACACUCUUCUGGUUCGCUAUGCUUGUAAAUGAAUACAGACUAGAGAUUCAAUUCAAGAAAGUUCGUAAGGUGCAAAAUAUUAGCAACAUUCCAACGGUCAGGUCCCGACCACUGGAAUGUAGGCCUUCGUAGAACAGACUUUACAGCAUCUUUAAUAAUGCCUCCAUAUUUGCAUUGUGUGACAUUUGAUGUAAAAUUACCAUAUUGUGUUAAAGAUCACCAACUUUUAUUAUUUCAGGGGCAGACUUCAAUCAUUGCGAACACCGCGAGAUUUAAGCCUUGGAGGAACAACCAAGGUAUUCUCUAAACAUUACUUAUAUUUUUUGAGACCUAAUGAGUUGUGGCCAUUCCAGAAAUCUUCCUGACUUCUGCCGAAGAGGAAAUUGGAAAUUAAUCCUCCCAUCAGAAGUACAUCCCCCCACUCUGUGGGGAGAGUGUGGACCUUUUCUGGAACGAAUUUUUUUUCCCAUUUCCAGCGAACAUAUGCACCAACGAUACCUGUGCGAAGAAUUAAAAAAGAGUAGGUUGACAUUAACAUGAUGAAUAAUAAAUGAUUAUGUGUAAUGUAGAAUGAGCUAGCUAUUGGCCUGUACUAAUAUCUUGUGUUUAAUUGUUUUCAUUUCAGACCAAAAGAUGCACCUUCAGAGGUAAAGUCA